CUAGAAACACAAGUUACCUAAAUUGGUGGAAGAAAAAAUAUUCUCAACAGACCAAUAACAAGUAAAGAGAAUGAAUCCAUAAUCAAAAACUUCCCAACACCCUUUUCACGAAGAUGGUGCUGAAAGCGAAGAGGGAAGCCCCUGCCCCUCCCAAAACCAAAGCCAAAGCAAAGGCUUUGAAGGCCAAGGAGGCAGUACUGAAAAGCGUCCAUGGUCACAAGAAAAAGAAGAUCCGCACUUCACCCACAUUCCAGAGGCCCAAGAUGCUGUGUCUCAGAAGACAGCCCAAAUAUCCUCGGAAGAACGCCCCCAGGAGAAACAAGCUCGACCACUAUGACUUCAUCAAGUUCCCCCUGACCACUGAGUCAGCCAUAAAGAAGACUGACGACAACAACACACUUGUGUUCAUUGUGGAUGUCAAGGCCAACAAGCACCAGAUCAAACAGGCUGUGAAGAAGCUCUAUGACAUUGAUGUGGCAAAGGUCAACACCCUAAUCAGGCCUGAUGGAGAGAAGAAGGCAUAUGUUUGA
Choloepus didactylus (southern two-toed sloth) is the source of this 530-nucleotide messenger RNA. RefSeq names its product 60S ribosomal protein L23a-like. Lineage: Eukaryota; Metazoa; Chordata; Mammalia; Pilosa; Megalonychidae. The record is from RefSeq and is a predicted model, not a curated record. Gene Ontology annotation, molecular function: structural constituent of ribosome. The coding region runs from base 114 to 530 and encodes 138 amino acids. Gene Ontology annotation, biological process: ribosomal large subunit assembly; translation. Gene Ontology annotation, cellular component: cytosolic large ribosomal subunit; ribosome. The transcript has a single exon.